Messenger RNA from Scaptodrosophila lebanonensis, 2027 nucleotides. RefSeq lists its product as uncharacterized. The record is from RefSeq and is a predicted model, not a curated record. The coding region runs from base 113 to 1906 and encodes 597 amino acids. NCBI's taxonomy places the organism in Eukaryota, Metazoa, Arthropoda, Insecta, Diptera, Drosophilidae. The transcript has 4 exons. Gene Ontology annotation, molecular function: inositol monophosphate 1-phosphatase activity. Gene Ontology annotation, biological process: signal transduction; inositol metabolic process; phosphatidylinositol phosphate biosynthetic process.
UUUCGGCACAUAGACACAUGCACACAAUAGUUUUUGGAUUGUGAAGCUUGUUAUUGAGCAUGCAACUUCUUGGUGGUAUUUCUCAUUGUUAUCACGGGACUUAUUGAACACCAUGGAGGACGAUAAGAAAAAAAAAGAUGAGGAAAGAAAAGAUCUAUAUAGCGAAACCCCAUCAAUGGAAAACCCGGCAAGGAGUUAUGGCUUGGAAGAUGAAAAAGCAAAUCAGCAAGAUCCCCGCGUAGCUGAAAUACGUAGAAGUGAGAAAUCAAUAUCUCAUGCAUCACCAAAGCUAUCAAAAAUGAAAGUACAUGAAAGUAAGUCUCAAGAAAAGCUAACGAAACCAAAACCAAGCCGUCCCCCUGAUAUUGAUAAAACAAAGUCAGAGGAGAGUAAAGCUUCUGAUAGCUUUCCAGAAUCAAGGAAUUCUCUGUUGAGUAACCCAGCAAGAGAUUAUGGGUUAGAAGAGGGAAGGGCAACUAGACAAGAUCCGCGUGUAGCGGCUAUACGCCACUCAGACCCAAAGAUUUUGAAAAGAGCUACAGAAUCUAGUGUAAAUGUAGCAAGAAAUUUUGGAUUAGAAGACAAGGAAGCAAAUCAAGAAGAUCCACGUGUAAAUGCUAUGCGACCUUCUUUAAUGAAGGAACCGACACCGAAAGCUCAUCAGAAAAUUGUGAAAUCGGACAUACAGCGCCGAGAUUCAAAGAAGUCUGAUCAUGGAGCGACACAAAAUCGGCUUCAAGUUACUUCAGCUAACUCGGUAGGACCUUCAUCGAGUAAAAACACAAACACCGAUGCCUCAUACGAUGCAACGAAAAUGUAUAAUGACAAGACAACGAAUACAUCCCGCGACUCUAAUGGUAUGCUUUGCGUCUAUGAAUGUCCCAUUCAAGAGAAGAAAGUAGAAGAUGAAAAGAAGAUGGCCUUGGACCUGGAUGAGUGCUUCGAAGUUGCGAUCAAUGUUAUUAAAAGAGCGGGCGAGGUUGCCUUGACCGCCAACAAGGGUCGUUUGGAGUAUACUACCAAGCAGCAUGAGCACGAUUUGGUCACCCGUACUGACACCGAAGUGGAGGCAAUGAUAAUUGAAGCAAUUCAUAAGAAAUAUCCUGAUCAUAAAUUUAUAGGUGAAGAGCACAUUACAAGUACAGAUAAUGCCAUAGUUGUGCUCAGCGACGAGCCAACCUGGGUAAUAGAUCCAAUUGAUGGCACCAUGAACUAUGUACACCAUUUUCCCUACUAUUGCAUCUCCGUGGCACUGCUAGUCGAAAAAAAGACUGAGAUCGGCAUUAUACUCAGCCCCGCCAUGGGCCAGUGUUAUACGGCAAGACGGGGUAUGGGCGCCCAUCUGAAUGGGGAGCCCAUAACGACAAGUGGACAGACGAAUCUGAAGCAAGCCAUGAUAUUGCAGGAAUAUUGUCCCGGCAUGAACGAAGCACGCACGCUGGCGGUGAUAGAGAACGCAAGACGGCUGAUUACUAAGGCCCAUGCUCUACGCAGUGUUGGCUCAUCGGCUAUGGAUCUGGCGAUGGUGGCCUCAGGUGUAGCUGAUGCUUUCUAUUUUUUCGGCUUACACAUUUGGGAUAUAGCCGCUGGAAUUCUUUUAGUCACCGAGGCGGGUGGCGUUGUUAUGGAUCCGGCGGGCGGUCCAAUAGAUCUGAUGUCACGUCGGGUUUUGGCAGCGUCAACGAAAAAGUUAGCACUGGAAUUGAUAUCACAAAUACAACAGGACUAUCCGUCCCCGCGAGACGACCAAGACAGGUCGGCAAAUGCAGAUGAGUGCUGUCAGCAGAGUCGAAAACAAACAAAUAAGAAAGACUUUCAUUCCCAAACGGAGUUUUCAGAUUCAAGUGGUGUGUCAGACAAUGAUCAAAAAACGAAGACGAAUCAGCCAACGCCAUCGCAUCAUUGAGACUGCUUACCAAGAAGUGAAAUGCAAACAAGUCAAAAUUAAACUCUUACCUAUAAUUAGUUACGAACAUACAUAGCUUUGUAUUUACGAGCUCUUUGUGUAAUAAAUUUCAGCAACGAAA